Messenger RNA from Parastagonospora nodorum SN15, 5277 nucleotides. RefSeq lists its product as hypothetical. NCBI's taxonomy places the organism in Eukaryota, Fungi, Ascomycota, Dothideomycetes, Pleosporales, Phaeosphaeriaceae. The transcript is spliced from 3 exons. The record is from RefSeq and is a predicted model, not a curated record. Gene Ontology annotation, molecular function: cytoskeletal motor activity; ATP binding; chitin synthase activity. Bases 1 to 5277 code for a protein of 1758 amino acids. Gene Ontology annotation, cellular component: cell periphery; myosin complex; cell septum.
AUGAGUUUCGUCAACAACUCACGCAUGUCUGUGUACUCGACCGCGUCCGCACAGGGUCCGCAUCCAGGUCAAUCGCCUUCGCAGGUCUCUACCACAUCGCUGUUGAACUACCUCAAUUCGGCAUACAAGCAAAGCCAGGCAUAUAGUCUCGAGGCUAGCACCAGUCUCGUUGUAAACACAUGGGUCAACUCCAAGUCGGUCAUCAACGACCGCAUCGGCGGCACUGUUGACCUCGAGUUGGGACGAAAGGCAUGGGAACAUGCCCGCCGACGAGCCGAGGAUGGAUGCAUUGUGCUCGCCUCGCUACACGAAUCCACUCCUUCCCUCUUCGCACCCUUCGUGUCGAGUCUGCCACUGUCGCUACCGGGCAACUUCUACACAGCACUCGAAGUGCUCAAGGCCUUCACACACUGCGUGACUCCGCAAAAUCCCUUCGCUGCUCGCUACUCUGCCCUCGCAGCCGUCUUCACUAUCAACCUCACAGGUAGCCUGGUCGGCGCUGAGAUUAAGCUCUCCACAUCGGGCCUCGAUGUUCAGCAGGGCCUCCUCCAAGUGCCAGCUCACAGCGGCUUCCGCGCCUUUGAUGUCUUCUACUAUCUCAAUUCCAGCUCAGCAUCAAAGCAGGAGCGCGAGUUCCUCGACAUCCAACCUCUCGACCGCUACACCCUCCUCAACCGAUCUGGCACCUACAAUCCCCCUAAUUUCCUACCCGACGCCGACGAUGCUGCCGCGGCCGAAGACUUCCGCACAAACCUCAAGGCUAUUGGAAUCAAGGGACAACAGCUGCGCGAUCUGAUCAGCUGCUUGACCGGCUUGUUGAAGCUCGGAAACACACUGGACUACUUCAUGGACGAAGAAGCGUUGCAGUCUACUUGCCAGGAGGUUGCCGAGCUGCUGGACGUCUCCCCAGAAGUUCUGCAAGAAAAGCUCAGCUCGAACGAGCGCCAGCUUGUCAUCGGUGGCAUCUACGAGGCCAUAGUAGACUUCGUCAUUGCUCACGCAAAUACCGCCAUCAAGGCAGACAUCCGAGCAGCAAAGGCGGGCCACGGCAAUGAAAGUGACGGGAGCCAGCCAGGCAUGAUGACGCCAGAUGACUCCGAAGACGAGGCUGGCGAUAUUGUCAACAUCACCGUUGUCGAUGUCCCCAGCCGUGCACUCGGUAAAGCCCUUGCUCUACGCACCGUUUUCGAUGACAGCGAAGGAAUCAACGCCGAGAUGAAGGAAGACGGUGUCCAAUUUGCCCCAGCUGGCGGUUCCGUCCUCGAGGGUAUGAGAGAAGCCAUCCAGAACUGUGAGGCCGAGCUUGGCAUUAGCGGUCCGGGACUGCGCGAGAAGGAGCAGGAUCUUGAGAGGCGCGAGGCUGUGCUUGAAAAGGUCAUGUACGAAGUGGCUGACGAGGGCAACUUUGUUAGGCAAGUGCUGGCUCCUGUGCAAGGCGAAGGCGUAGUGCUUGGGAAGCACGGUCGCUUUGAUCUACCCAUCACAGCGGCCAGUAGCAGAGUCUGGUUCCAGCUCGCUGUUCACCCCACAGACUCUAUGCCAACAUCCACUGCCCAGGAUUUACAAUCAACAUGGCAAGCUGGUGUAGUCUCCCGACAACUUCGAGAGUGGAGAUUGCCAGAGUGGGCCAACCGCCGCAACCGAUCCUUGGACUUCACUGCCGAUUUUGACCAUGCGGAGUUCUAUCAACGAUACCAUCCUCUGGGCUGCAUGGAAGGCAGAGACGGCAUACAGAGCUGGGUCCUGCAACGUGGAUGGAGCAAUGGCGAAGUUGUGGUCGGCACAGAACGUGUAUGGGUCAGAGAAGGUACAUGGUGGGAAGCAGAGUCGCAGCUUGAUCAGAAGACGCAAGACUUCAAUGGCUCGCCAAGCAUGCUAGGAGGUAUGAUUGGCGCUGGCGGUAUGGAAAGCGCCUACGGUGCACCAUACGCUCCGUCAGCCAGCAGCUUCUUCCCGCCACUUCCUGAGCAGCAAGCCAUCCAGAACCCGUUUCAAAGCUCAGCCAGUCUCGCCCCACGCAGCAUGGCCGACGCCAAAUCGAUCGCACCCACUAUUCCUGUGCAAAGCGCCGGAGACUAUGGACUUGGAAGGAAGGGGGAUGAGAACAAAGGCGUCACUUACUAUGACGCGGAAUCUGGCGGCAACGCCAUGGUCACUGAAUCCCCCCUUACGGCAUCGCGACGAAUGUGGAUCGCAUUCGUGUGGGUGGUUACUUUCUGGAUGCCCUCGCCUCUCCUGAAAUUGGUUGGUCGUAUGAAGCGUCCUGAUGUCCGCAUGGCCUGGCGAGAGAAGUUUGUGUUGUUCCUGAUGAUUAUUUUGCUCAACGCCGCAAUCGUGUUCUACAUCGUCGCCUUUGGCAAGCUUCUAUGCCCCAACAAGGACAAGGUUUGGAGCCGAGGCGAAGUUUCAUCGCAUCAAGGAGAGAACGACUACUUCGUCAGCCACCGUGGUGUCGUUUAUGACUUGACAUCAUUCUGGAAGAAACAGCACAGUGACUCAAACACCGAAUCAACUCGAGACCGAAUGAUAGAGAUGGCCGGUGCUGACAUGGACCCUUACAUCAUGCCACCGCUGUACCUUGCAUGCCCGAACCUUAUCGAUGGAAACAACCAGGCCAACAAACAAAUGUUCUUGACAUCCAACGCGACACUCACGAACACAUUCGCAACCCACAAGUCUGGAUCUCAAACAAACCUAGCGGACAGCAAAGCCUUGCAAAACGAGAACUGGUACCCUGAUGUCUUCCUUCCGGCCAUGCGGGAAUUCAGGAAGGGUGAGCUUGUGUGGAAAGAGAAGGAUAUCAAGAAAGAAGGCGAGGACCUGAACCACAUGUGGUUCACACUCAAGGACCGAGUCUACGACCUCACGGACUACUUCAAGACGCUGGACAUGAUGAAUGACCUCCCUCAAUACAAGUUCCUUGACACGAAGUUGACAGACUUGGUGAAAAGCAAGGCUGGAACAGACCUGUCUGAGGAUUAUUCCAACCUGCUGAGCGCCGACGCACAAGCCAAAAAUUUGCAGUGUCUCGACAAUCAAUUCUAUGUCGGUAAGACCGAUUUCCGCGACACGGCACGCUGUAAAGUGAACGACUACAUCCUGUUGGCUGUUGCAAUCUUGCUAGUCUCAGUCAUUGUCGUCAAGUUCUUGGCUGCACUUCAACUUUGGCUCAAGAAAACGCCCAGCAAACCAGGACAAGUGCCCGCUUACACCGAAGGUGAGGACCAACUUCGAAAAGGUCUCGAUUCUCUGACUGCGCUUGCCUACGACAACAAGCGUAAGCUCAUCUGUGUCGUUUGCGAUGGUAUGAUUGUUGGUGGUGGUAACGAUAGGCCCACGCCAAAGAUUGUCCUGGAUAUCCUCGGUGUUGACCCCAAAGUCGAUCCUCCCGCUCUUCCUUUCUGGUCUGUUGGCGAGGGCAGCGAGCAGCUCAACUACGGAAAGGUUUACUCUGGUCUCUACGAAUUUGAAGGCAACGUGGUUCCAUACCUUGUUGUGGUCAAGAUGGGUAAAGAAUCGGAGCAACAGAAGUCUAAACCUGGCAAUCGUGGAAAGCGUGACUCGCAAAUCCUGCUCAUGAGCUUCCUCAACCGUGUCCAUCACCGCUCGGCAAUGAACCCCUUAGAACUGGAAAUGUUUCACCAGAUCAACAACAUCAUCGGUGUGGACCCCGAGCUAUACGAAUAUCUUCUCAUGGUCGAUGCCGAUACGAUGGUCCGGCCAGAUGCCCUCAACCGUCUUGUAGCAAGUUGCGCCAAUGACUCGAAGAUUGCCGGUAUCUGCGGUGAAACCAGCUUGGACAAUGAAGACCGAUCCUGGUGGACGAUGAUCCAGGUCUACGAAUACUACAUCUCCCAUCACUUGUCCAAGGCUUUCGAGAGCUUAUUUGGCAACGUUGCUAACGAUAAUAGUUUCUGCAUGUACCGCCUGCGCACAGCCGACAAAGGCAAGCCUCUCAUUAUUGCCGACAAGGUCAUCAAGGACUAUGCCGACUGCGCAAUCGACACUCUGCACAAGAAGAACCUGCUUUCGCUUGGUGAGGAUCGUUACUUGACCACCCUGAUGACAAAGCACUUCCCAACCAUGUCGUACAAGUUUAUUCCUGACGCAUACGCCCUUACCGCUGCCCCUGAGACGUGGAGUAUUCUACUUUCACAAAGACGUCGAUGGAUCAACUCUACCAUCCACAACCUGGCUGAGCUCGUCUUCCUCAAGGACCUCUGUGGUUUCUGUUGUUUCUCCAUGCGCUUCGUGGUCUUUAUUGAUCUUUUCGGAACCCUUGUGCUGCCUUCUAUCUGCGCAUACCUGGUGUACCUCAUCUACAGCGUCGCGUCCGGAAAGGGUCAGUUCCCAUUGCUUUCCAUCAUUAUGCUCGCUGCUGUGUAUGGUCUGCAGGCACUCAUCUUCAUUAUCAAGAGGCAAUGGCAGCACGUUGGCUGGAUGAUCAUCUACCUCAUGGCGUUUCCCAUCUACUCCCUGGCUCUACCAAUGUACUCGUUCUGGAAGCAGGAUGAUUUCUCUUGGGGUAACACUCGUGUCGUCAUUGGCGAGCAAGGCACUAAGAAGGUUCUUACCACCGACGACGAAGGCUUCGACCCGAAGGCUAUCCCUAUGAUGCGCUGGGACGACUAUGCCGAGCGAAACGAACUCCCCGGUCGCCGCGGUAUGCCCGGCCAAGCAUCUGAGAAGGGCGGCCUCAACCCUUACGAAGACGAGGCAUACGAGCUGAACGACAUGCAAUCCGUCUACUCGUCCGUCAAGCCCGCCUCAACCAUCAUGUCCAACAUGCAGCACAUCUCGCACAUGCCCCCGCAAUCCCCCGGCCCCUACCAAGGCAUGCAGACGCGCCAAUCCACAUACUCCAAUUUCUCCCGCUACCAGGACAACCCCAACGCCGGCCGCCAGAUGUCCAUGGGCAACAUGAGCGAGCAAUUUGCCCGCCAGCCCUCCCCGUACAACAACCGUCCCAACCACGGUGGCUUCCAGAGCUCAGACAAUCUCAUGGCUUCCACGCCGCCGAUCCGCGGUCGUAGCCCGCUUGGCUUCGACCAGUCGCGGCCUGGCAGCACGGUCAACUUCCAGAACAUGAUGAACGGUCCCAAUGAUGCUACCAUCGUCGAGGUUGUCCAGCAGUGUUUGCGCGAGGCGGAUCUGGACCGCAUCACGAAAAAACAGCUUGUUGCACUUGCGGAGCAAAGGUUGCAGGCGCAGUUGACGGGUGAGAGGAAGAUUUUCUUGAGUCAUACUAUUGAUGAACAACUUGCCAAUAUGGGCUAA